Molecule: messenger RNA, 3183 nt
Organism: Alligator sinensis (Chinese alligator)
Lineage: Eukaryota; Metazoa; Chordata; Crocodylia; Alligatoridae
Gene: FAAP100
Product: FA core complex associated protein 100
Exons: 9
Coding region: 1-2511 (836 amino acids)
Biological process (GO): interstrand cross-link repair
Cellular component (GO): Fanconi anaemia nuclear complex; nucleoplasm
Source: RefSeq, a predicted model, not a curated record
AUGGCACCACGUCCUUCCCUCAUCACAGGCCCUGCUGACACUCUCUCCUGCUGUUCUGCCCAGGCGGUGUAUCGCUUCCCUGACCAGGUGUGGCACGUGGAGCUCCUCCCGCUCCACCAGCAGCUCUACGUCCUGUGUGCCAAGACUGGCAUCUACUGCCUGUCCCUGGACCAGCAGAGCAGGGUAACGGAGGCGCCAACCGGUGAUGGCGACGGUGACAGCAAAGAGGCCGACGGCCCUGCCAACGUGCUGCCCGUCGACGCGGACGCCUGCAUCUUCCCCGAUGCCGACCUGUGCGCUUUCACGUUGCUCAGCAACUUCAUCAUCACGCUGGCCCAGGCCCAGGGCAAGUGGUGGAUGGAGCUGCACGAGCUCCCGGCCCCCAGCCAGGAGCCCCCAGCGUGUCGGCACAUCAGCAAGGUGGGCUUCUCCACUGGCGCCCCGGCCGGGGGCGACGGAGACGCGCCGGCCUCCCGCUUCCUCCCCGUGUUGUGCUGUGCCUUGGCCCCCGGCUCCGGGGAUGGGCUGUGGUGCUCGGGGGGCUUCAUCCUGGCUGAGCCACUCUUCAGCCUGCUCUUCGGGGUGGACGCUGCCAUGCUGGACUCCCCCAUGAUCCUCGGUGGCUUCCCAGACGGGCAGCUCUGCUCCGUGCCCCUGAAGGCCCUCAGCGCAGCAGCAGACGCCGACACCAAUGCCGCAGCUGGCCCGGACCCACCUGUGAAGGUGCUGCACCACCUGGAGGAGCCCGUGGUGUUCAUCGGUGCCCUGCGCACGGAGCGGCGCGAGGCCGACGAGGCUGACGCCCCGCCGCUGCCACCGGGGGACGCGGACUGUGUGGUGGCUGUGGGGCACUACGGCAAGCUGGUGGCCAUCAAGGCAGGGCGCCGGGAGGAGGCACCGGCCCCCGAGCUGCGGGAGUACUACCUGCGUGGGCCGGUCCUGUGCGCUGCCUGCAGCAGCGGCAGCCGCAUGUACUACAGCACCCACUCAGAUAUCUCGGCUGUGGACCUGGAGUGCGGCAGCAACGCCUCCGACUCUGAGGACGGAGACGACGCGGCGGCGGGUGUCCUGCCGCCAGUCCUGGCUCCGGCCAGUUUAAGUAUUUGUAGCGUUGUGGCGCUUUCCUUGUCUUCGCGGGCAGCAGAAGGGGAGUCGGAGCUGUUGGCUUUGUCCGCCAAAGGCCGACUGAUGACCUGCGACUUGUGCAGCCCCGAGGAGGUUCACCCUGUCAGGCUGACCCCGGACAAGGCUGGCCAGAGGAUCAAGGAGCUCCUGUCUGGGAUAGGCAAUGUCUCGGAGAGAGUCUCGUUCCUGAAGAAGGCCGUGGACCACAAGAACCGGGCCCUGACCUGCCUGAACCAGGUGCUGGACGUCAGUGCAGCCCUGCUGUCCGGCCAGGACGGUGCAAAGCCCAUCACAUGCACCAUCACGGCUGCCUGGAGCCGCCUGCUGCUGCGCGACACCUUGAGCAUUUCCUGCAUGUUGGAGAACGCCAGCGACCACAGCCUGGAGCAGGGCUGGACCCUGUGUGUCCAGCUGCUGGCCGGCACCUGCGCCCUGGACGAGGCCACAGCCGAUACGGGCACCACGUACACCUUCCCUGUGGAGCAGCUGCCGCCUGGGGGCCAGCGGGAGGUGACGCUGCCGCUGGGCACUGCCGAGGAUGCCAAGCUGGAGCUGCCACUCACCGUGUCCUGCGCGCUCUUCUACAGCCUGCGGGAGAUCCUGGACAGCGGCCCUGAUUCGCUGGAUGACCUGUUCCCCGACGACUCACCCCUCCUCUCCCCGGACAGGGAGGGCAUCUGCCUGCCCCUGAGCGAGUGCACCAUUGACAUGCUGCAGUGCCUGCGGGUGGGCGAGGCCGCGGGACCUGCCUCUGCUCCCGACCCCGUGGAGGCCUUCUUAGAAACAGCCGGGGUGCCGGCCGAGUCCAAUGCCAUGGGUGGCAGCAACGGCCUGGGAGACGAGUGCCUGGUGCCCUCGGCCGCCUCCAUCAAGGUGUCCUCAGAGUUGCUAAAGAGCGCGCUGAAGGACUUCUCCGUGGGCGCCGCGCUAAGCUGCGCCACGCUGCGGUGGCUGCUGGCGGAGAACACGGCGGCCGAGGCGCUGAGCAGCCAGGACGUGUCAGAGGUGCGGGGCCUGGCCCCAGACGGAGGCGAGGUGCAGCUGCUCAUCCGAGAGGUGGCCAUGAACGACCUGUGCCCGGCAGGCCCGAUCCAGGCCGUGGAGAUCCUGAUCCAGAGCUCCUCUCUGGCUGACCUGUGCGGGGUGCACCAUGCCGUGAUCGGGCGCAUCCAGGCUCUGGUGCUGGAGCAGGCGGCUCAGGGCUCAGGCCCGCCCGACCUCCGCAUGCAGUACCUGCGCCAGAUCCAGGCUAACCACGAGACGCUGCUGAAGGAGGCGCAGGCCCUGCGGGACCGUCUCUGCCUCGGGGACGAGGCGAGCGCCACAGCGGAGAAGCUGCUGAGCAUCUACCAGCAGCUGCGCAACCCCAGUCUCGUCCUGCUGUGAGCGCGGCGUGCCCGGGCGGGCUCCCGGGACGGCUCCGGUCAGCCCCGCGCCCUGCCAGGCCCCCCAGCCACCGCCAGGGUGGAGCUGGGCCCGUGCUGACGACCUAGGGCUGGAGAGAAGGUUGUGCUGGGAAGACGAGGGGGGUGGGGGUGGGGUGCAAGGGCAGGGCUGAGGGCUGGUGUCCGUGCGUGUGCGUGUGUGUGCCUGUAUCGUGGUCGUGGUCCAAGCAGCACAGGGGGUCCCUGGCGCCCGUCCCGAGCUGGCGGGGCCAGGGUUCGGUGUCGUGGAUUGUGCUCGUGACGCUCGCGUUCCUAUGGCAGUCGCUUCGCUGCGCGGUGACCGGAGCGGGGCCGGAGCCGCGCCGGCCGCCCCCCUCCCUCCGCCAAGGGCUACGCUUCCCGGCGCUGUGGCCGGAGCACUGGGCAAACAGGGUGCCUGCGCGGGGUGCUGCCAUGCGGCCCCCUCCCCUGCUGGGCGCUGGCUGCAGGCCCACGUUUUUUACCGGGGGGGCUAGGGCCGAGGGCGGGGGGGUGGAUUUUUCGAUAUCUGUCAUUUCUAUAAAGGAUCUGCCUCGUAUCUGCGGUGCCACCCGGCCUCAACUCAGUUCUUGCCCUCCCGGGUCCGCGGCUCCGUCGUAUGCUUCUCCUUCGCCGCAUGCCCAUCUUGCCAGAC